AUGCAUAUCAUGAAUAAUGACUCUUCUUCUUCUACUAGUGAAUGUGCACUACAAGUUGUUGAUCAAAAACAUCUUGCAGUGAUAGAACCACAAGGCUCUAAUGUUCCUGCACCGAUUGUUUCAUCUUUCAAUGAUAGAAUUCGACCACUCCUCGACUGUGUUGACAAGCUUCGACAUCUUAACAUAAUGCAAGAAGGCAUCCAAUUGCCUACUAUUGUGGUGGUUGGUGAUCAGUCUUCUGGAAAGUCUAGUGUUCUUGAAUCACUUGCCGGAAUCAGUCUACCUAGAGGACAAGGCAUUUGCACUAGAGUGCCUCUCAUCAUGAGGCUCCAAAAUCAUAAUGAGACAGAGUUACACUUGGAGUAUAAUGGAAAGUUAGUUCCAACUGAUGAAGUUCACAUUGCGGAGGCGAUUGUUCUUGCAACUAAUGAGAUUGCUGGACAUGGUAAGGGAAUAUCAAACAUCCCUUUAUCACUCAUAGUGAAAAAGAAUGGCGUUCCUGACUUGACUAUGGUGGAUUUGCCUGGAAUUACUAGAGUUCCUGUUCACGGACAACCAGACGAUAUCUUUGAACAAAUUUCAGAUAUUAUUAUGAAAUAUAUAACACCUGAAGAAAGCAUAAUUUUGAAUGUUUUAUCAGCUACUGUUGAUUUCCCUACUUGUGAGUCUAUUCGGAUGUCGCAGAAGGUGGACAAAACCGGGGAGAGGACUAUAGCUGUUGUGACAAAAGUUGAUAAAGCUCCUGAAGGGCUACUUGAAAAAGUUACAUCAAAUGAUGUUAAUAUAGGACUUGGCUAUGUUUGUGUUAAGAACAGAACUGGGAAUAAGUCUUACGAUGAAGCUCGUAGUGAGGAGGCUAGGCUUUUCCAAACUCAUGCACUAUUAUCAAAGAUUGAUAAGUCAAUGGUUAGUGUUCCUGUUCUGGCACAUAAGUUGGUGCAUAUUCAAGCAAACAUCAUUUCCAAAUGUUUGCCAGAUAUUGUGAGGAAGAUUAACGACAAACUCACUGUUAAUGUUGCUGCUCUCAACAAGUUACCACAACAUUUGAGUUCUGUUGCUGAAGCAUUGACAAUGUUCAUGCGUAUUCUGAGUUCCACCAAGGAGUCUCUAAAGAAAAUAUUUCUUAGAGGGGAGUUUGAUGAGUAUGCUGAAGAUCUUGAAAUGCAUUGCACUGCUAGAUUAGCUGAGAUGCUCAACGAGUACGCUGUUGAGCUACAUUCAAAGAGCAUUGAAAAAAAGGAAGAUUUCUUGAUGGAUGAGAUCAUGUCUUUAACAGAAGCAAAUGGGAUCGGAUUACCAAAUUUCCUCCCUCGUGCUGUUUUUCUGAAUGUUUUACAGAAAAAGGUCAGUGGGAUUUCAGCAACUCCUGAGGUGUUCGCGGGGAAAUUGUGGAACUAUAUAGAGACAGUUGUCAUCAAAGUUUUGAUGCAUCAUUUCUGUAACUACCAACAACUUCAGUCUUCCACUAGGUGCGCGGUGCAAAAUUUGACUGCCAAGAGGAAGGAUGAAUCGAUUAAUUGGGUCCGAGAAAUCAUUGAGAUGGAAAGGCUGACGGAUUACACUUAUAAUCCUGAGUAUGUUGGAACUUGUAGUAGGCUCAUGGCUCAGCAAAAACCAUUUAUGGAGAUUAUGAAUGAUUCUAACAAGCGCUCGAUAAUAAACCUCGAGGGAAUUGGAGAAGUUGAUGUUGGGAGUUUGAGGAAGCAUAAGGAUGUUGUUCAGCAAGCUUUUGAAUUGAAGAUGAGGAUGAUUGCAUACUGGAAAAUCGUGUUGAUGAGAUUGGUCCAUCAUAUGGCACUGUAUACAAUGUUUAAUCUUCAAAAGAUGGUUAAUUAUGAGAUUGAGGAGGAGAUUGUUAAUGAACUUAUGGCAUCCCAUGGUGGUGGCAUUGAGAGAAUGCUGGAAGAAUCACCUUUGGUUUUGGAGAAACGCCUUAGGCUGAAAAAGAGUGUGAAGCUGCUUAAGGAGUCGAAAGAUGUGGUGGCGAAAAUUAUGGACAGGAUUGCUCUUCACAUUGAUGGGGAAAAGGCGUAA
This is a messenger RNA of Solanum verrucosum, 2034 nucleotides long. RefSeq names its product dynamin-related protein 4C-like. Lineage: Eukaryota; Viridiplantae; Streptophyta; Magnoliopsida; Solanales; Solanaceae. The record is from RefSeq and is a predicted model, not a curated record. Gene Ontology annotation, cellular component: membrane; microtubule; cytoplasm. Gene Ontology annotation, molecular function: GTP binding; microtubule binding; GTPase activity. The transcript has a single exon. Bases 1 to 2034 code for a protein of 677 amino acids.